Micropterus dolomieu (smallmouth bass) is the source of this 1075-nucleotide messenger RNA. RefSeq names its product urotensin-2 receptor 4 (gene uts2r4). Gene Ontology annotation, molecular function: urotensin II receptor activity. Bases 1 to 1068 code for a protein of 355 amino acids. Gene Ontology annotation, biological process: regulation of blood pressure; neuropeptide signaling pathway; blood vessel diameter maintenance. The transcript has a single exon. The record is from RefSeq and is a predicted model, not a curated record. Lineage: Eukaryota; Metazoa; Chordata; Actinopteri; Centrarchiformes; Centrarchidae. Gene Ontology annotation, cellular component: membrane.
AUGAACUGCACUCCUAAUGCCACCAUUACGCCACAGCUGGGACUUAUCCUGAGCCCGGAAUCUGGAGAUGGAGGGUCCCAGCAGAGUGCUGGUGGCGGUGGAGGCAGCGGGGUCCUUUGGGUAACAUCUCUGCUUGGUGUCACACUGAUUAUCAUGUGUGCCAUGGGUGUGGCAGGCAACACGUACACACUCAUAAUUACUCGUUCAGCAGCUUUGCGCCGGACAGGUUCCAUGUAUGUUUACAUUAUCAAUUUGGCUCUGGCAGACUUGCUCUACCUCUCCACCAUCCCCUUCGUGGUGUGCACAUACUUCGCCCAUGACUGGCUGUUUGGUGAGGUUGGUUGUCGCAUCCUGCUAAGUCUCGACCUCCUCACCAUGCAUGCCAGUGUCUUCAUUUUAGUUGCUAUGAGCCUGGAACGCUACCGUGCCGUGGCUAGGCCCUUCAGCGCACACAGGUCCUCGUCCCGCAAACGAAAGCUAGCAGCAGCGAUUAUCUGGGGGUUAGCUUUCGUGGUAACGCUUCCCAUGAUGGUGAUGAUCCGACUCAGGGAGGGCAAAGUAACAACGGUUGGUUUAGUUAAGAGGAUCUGCUUCCCUACUUGGACCCCUGAGGCAUUCAAGGCUUAUAUCACUGUCCUGUUUCUUACAAGUGUUUUAGUUCCUGGAUUGGUAAUUGUUGGACUCUAUGUUGGACUAGCCAGGCGCUACUGUGCUGUGCAGGCUAGCUUACGAGGUAGCGGCCGAUCUUCCCGGAGGAGAGGACUCAAGCAAAAAGUCGUAUCAAUGAUCUUUAGCAUUGUAUUGGCCUACUGGGGUUGUUUCUUGCCUUUCUGGGGAUGGCAGCUAGCCAAACUAUUCUCUCCAGAGUCCCUCAAAGCUUUGUCUCCCGCUGCUCAUAAUUAUGUGAAUUUUUUUGUCACGUGUCUGACCUAUGGGAACAGCUGCAUCAAUCCAUUUCUUUACACUCUUCUGACCCGGAACUAUAAAGAUUACUUGGCCCAAAAAGGUCAGUCUGUGGGAUCAAGCAGGACUGACCCCGGUUCUGCUGUGACUACGCCAGACCUUUAGACAAUGA